Rhizopus microsporus ATCC 52813 is the source of this 994-nucleotide messenger RNA. RefSeq lists its product as uncharacterized. The coding region runs from base 4 to 768 and encodes 254 amino acids. The transcript is spliced from 2 exons. The record is from RefSeq and is a predicted model, not a curated record. NCBI's taxonomy places the organism in Eukaryota, Fungi, Mucoromycota, Mucoromycetes, Mucorales, Rhizopodaceae.
AACAUGAAUACUGAAGUAAGGGCGCCUGGAGAAAAGUUUGAUAUAGAAGAACAUUCACUGUCUCAUUACAUAGAUGCAAGUCAACUGGGAUCUCGAGCUGUAGGAAAUGACAAUAGAAUGACAAAAGGCAAUGAAAGCCCAGAGCAUAGACGCAGCUCAAUCUCAACUGCACACGUAGAGUCUUCUCUUGUUGACCCUUCUAAUGAAUAUGCCAUAUUCGCAUACGAUCAAUUUGCUGCUUUUUGUGCGGACCUUUUAUUGAUAAAGCCAGUCAUUGACGACACUGUCACAUCAUUUGCGACAAAUGUACUUACAAUCAUAGCAUCGCCCACAUUUGAUUUGGAUAUGCAAGAACUAAAAAGACGUAUAGAACAGCUACUGCCGACAGCGUCUUCUGUGACAGAUGAAAGUCCAAAAUACAAGUAUUGUCGAGGUGCAAAGCUAGCAUGGUUGGACUUUGAACAGCUCUACAACAUGGCUGAGCGAGUUGUAAACUGCAGUAAGGCCGGUAGUGGAUUGACAAUACUCGAUGAAGAUGAUGGCGAGGAAGAAGAUGAAAGUAUUGAGACGCGCGAUCAAACAAAGCGGAUGAGUGUGAAAGGAGACGUUCAGUAUAUUCAUCAGCCAGUUACCACACAAAUCACAAUGCGACAGACUAGAGAAGACGCUUAUCCUAAUUUUGUCGAGCACAACCGAGAAGAUAUGCCUUCUGAUAUGCAAUAUGAUAAAGACAUAACCCCGUUUGAUAGCGAAGAUGAGAAUAUAUAGUAAUAAAGGUUCAUUGUGAUCAAUUUAUUGCUUUUUUAUUCGAUUUCAGUUGUAAGAUGCAGUUGCUCCAUCUUCAACUGGUCGAUUUUUGAAGAUAAUAGCCCGACUUUGUUUGACUCGAAAGAAAAAGCUGACUUGGCUGCUUUUGUUCUCUACAAAGACGGUCGUAGAAGUAUAUUUGGCAAAGAAGCGAUGCAACAAAACAGUCAUUAAAGAAAAGCUUGAU